AUGUCCACAUUCCCUAUUGUAUCAGAGUCCUCCGCCACGUCCCUUCUGUCUGACCUCCGACCGACAACGGUGCAGCCCCAGACGCUGCAGAUCGUCAAUGCGUUUCUCGAUGAACUCAUUAUUGCGACCGUGACCACGGCCAAGUCCAUCAACCCCGAGCACUUUCGGUAUCGCGGCGUCCAGGGCGCUCUCGGCUCUUUGCCCACACCCGAGUCCCCAGUUCAGCAGGCGUCGCUUGGACCCCUCGGUCGUGCUGUCGUCGGCGAGGCCGAGCUCGAGCUGAGGUCAUGGUAUGAGGGGCACCCUACUGCCCAGCGGGGCCAGUCGGGCUUCCCUCCUGAUGGCAACGGCCGAGGAAUGGUUGGGGCCAUGGAGUCUGCUGGGAUCGAGUUCCCCCUGGCCGAAGCAAGCCAGCUCAUGCGCCUCAAGGUUGCCAUGUUGUCUUCUUUCGCACCAACCCCACCAGACCACAGGGAAGAGCUACGCAUCAUCGAGGCCUGGGCGGAGGCCGGUGGCGACAUCGCAGAGGAGACAGUGACCCCUGCAGCUCUCUGGCUCACGGCCAUGGUUGAGCACAUUUCCGAACAUCUCUUGCAAAAGAUUGCGCAGGUCGUGGGGCGAGACUCGGCGGUGAUGGCGGCCGACGUGCAGCACCUUUACACGGCGCUGUGCGAGGACGACUGCCUUUACUUCUUCUUCAAGCGGAUGAAGAAGAUCGAAGAGAUCAUCGCACAGACACCAUCGAAGAAGCACCCUGGAGGAAAGAAGUCGCGGACAGUGAGCCAAUCAACCGUCCCUCAGAAACCGGGGACUGCGGAUGUGGAGAUUGGGUCCAAGAGCUCUCUCGGGUCGCAUACUGCGGAGGAUGCGGCCAAGGACGGGCCACGACCCGUCAGUGAGAACUUCUACAAGAAUCUGCGGAAUGUCGCCAAGGGCACCAAAAACAACCACAAGCGCGCGACGAGCAUCCUGGGCAUUCCCAGCUUCCCGAUCGGCCAUGGCCACACAAAGGAGGAUUCGGUGACGGACGUUACGUUGAGCGCGGCCGAUGCGGACUUCGAGGCCUUCCUCCGCAGUGGUGAAACCAUGCGCGUCAGUCUGACACCUUCCCGUUUCAGCACGCUGGAUAACACGUUGACCUCGCCGUCAGCGACCUCCUUUUCCCGUCUUCCCGGUGACGGAGGUAACGCCAACCAGUCCUCCAGCGAGUCGUCAUUGAUCACUGCCUCGACCCAAAGUUCUGGAGAAUCGAGUCGACCAAGCCACCGUGUUCUCGCCGGACGACAAAGUUGGACUGCUGGUAACGCUGGGUGGUCCCCGAACAGCCUGAAACUGCGUCCGCGAAGAGCAACGAUAGACGAACCGCUCGAGGAGGAGGACACAAGCAGCUCUGGCCCGACGCUGAUGGAGCUCAUCAAGGCGUCCCCAGAACCGCCAGAGACGACAGACAUCGUUGGAUCGCCUGGAUCGGAGCUGACCCAGAUCCCAGCUGUGGUUGUGGAUCCGGGAUCUCGACCAGUAUCUGCACUGAUGUCCACCCCCCAGCUUACGACUUCGCCCGAGAUGCAGGAGCCGAAACCAGAGCCGGCCAAUGGAACAGAGUCUCGACCUCCAGCUCCUGUUCGAUCUGCUAGCGAAGGGCUGUCUGACCGCGGCCCGAAUGGUACCUAUCGAAUGGCUCGGAACGCGCGGACGGACCAGAUCGAAGCUCGGCAGCAGUCUCGCGAUCUGGCCAACUUCCUGUCGACGACAGCCCCGCCGCUGCGUUCUGCGAGUGCGCCGCACGGUGGCGAGGAGUCGCAGCGCGAGCAGUCGAAGAAGCACAAGUUCAAGGAUCUCAUGGCAAGGAUAGGACCUUACCGGAGAGAUCGCGUCGACCCCCACGACCCUCCCGCUGCGCUUCUGAAGAUGCCCUGGGGAGGUGACCGCCAGCCUGUCUCGUCCGCCGACCUCAACAAGGGCAAGCCGUUCCCAGGCUCCUCUUCCAACCAGUCGCUGGGUCCCAACGUCAGUGCCCCUGGCCCCAAAAGCCUGCGCUCGCAGCGGUCUGUGAGCAGCGUUGGUACUGCCUCGUCGAUCCCCACAUCGCCUCCCACCAACUCGUCUGCUUCGACCAAGGACGUCUUACGCAAGCCGUCUUUAAUGCGCAAGUGGGCGCACCAUGUGACGGAGCCUGCAAGGCAGAGGCGCACGUCGGCCUCCUCCAAGGGCCUAACGUCCCCGCUGAUGUCGUCCUCCAAGCUGCGACUUAGCGAGGUUGAGGAGGAUCCGACAGAUUCGGCGAGUGCGUCCUCUAGGGCGCUAGGGCUUGGUCUCGGCGGCCUCGGCAUUGGAAUGCCUCCCUCGAUUCUCGAGAGCGAGCGUUCGGAUGAGCUCGCGUCGGAGCUCGAGUACAAUCCUCCCGUGGGGUCAGACGCUUCCCUGCUCAAGUCGGAGACUGUCUCCCCACCCAGGUCCCCUGACGUUGCGGCGCGGGCUGACGAAGUCGAGCAGCUGAAGGAGCCAGAGACGAAGGAAGCUGAGGAGGUGGCGAAGGAGCUGGAGCAGCCUCCCCAGGCACAGCCCGAGGUCGCUAAACUGCCAUCUGACGAGAAGUCGCCGUCAGUCCAUACGGCGCCUUCCAUCAAGAGCUCGCCCAGGAUCACCGACACCCCGUCACUCAUGCAGGAAGCCACCUGGCCCAUGCCUCCAGAGCUUCCUGCUGUGCCCUCCACUAUCCAUUCCGAGGCUGCCAGCCCAACUGUCCCCAGCCCCGCCACAUCUCAGAGCUCCCGUUUGUCCAUGCGACCGCUGCCCGAGCGCCCCGGAGAGCGUCGGCAGUCUAGAGAACUGCCCCGUCCCCCCGUCAGCGCCAGCCCGACCGCGAUGGCCAGCCCUCGCAUGUUCUCCAAGCAGGAGUUCCCAUCGCCGACAUCCACGAUCCCCGAGUCGCCUGAAAACAGCUCAAUCCUCGAGACGCCGGUUGAGAGCAAGUCGCCGACUGUGCGCAAGCUGCCUGAGCCUCCCAUCGACGAGCACCUGCCGGACAUGGCGCCCGACGCCACCAUCAAGGCGGCGUCUCUUGCCUCGCUUGCUGCUCAGCCGCCCCGUCAUGACCGCGUUGCAGAACUCUCCGGCCAGCAGGCCCUGUCUCCCAAGUCUUCGCCGACCCUGUCCCAAAACAGCGGUUUAGAGGACAAGAUUGACGGCGGCUACGUGCAUGUCUCCGAGAUCGCGCCUCUCCGCUCCAUGCUCGAGAACGCGACCACCGUUCGCGAGUGCCAGGUGCUCGUCGACGCUCUGCUGACGCAGCUCGGCGUGCCGCGCGACUCGAUGACGGUCAACGACCAGCAGGACCGCGUUGCCGAGUGGCUCGCUAACGAGCGCAGCGUCCCAACUGGCGACAACGUGUCUGAGCUGCAAACGCCAAACGGCUCGCCCAAACUCAAGGUCAAGUCGCACCGCAGUUCGCUCUCCGCCGGCAGCGGCAAGCGGAUCGUAAGCAGGAAAUCGAGCAAGGGUACGACUGUCGGCAGCCUGAGCCCUGAGAUCACCAUGAAGAACCUCCCUGCUCUCCCUAUUCCCGAGGCUAGUCCUGAACCUCCCUCGGCCUCCUCCGACCCUACCUCUACUUCCUCUACUACCACGACUGCGUCUGUAACUGCGCAGCAGCAGCAGCAGGAUGGCCCGCCCCACACGCUCGUCGAGACCAAGUCGUAG
Messenger RNA from Trichosporon asahii var. asahii CBS 2479, 3699 nucleotides. RefSeq lists its product as uncharacterized. NCBI's taxonomy places the organism in Eukaryota, Fungi, Basidiomycota, Tremellomycetes, Trichosporonales, Trichosporonaceae. The transcript has 6 exons. The coding region runs from base 1 to 3699 and encodes 1232 amino acids. The record is from RefSeq and is a predicted model, not a curated record.